Molecule: messenger RNA, 2207 nt
Organism: Thunnus maccoyii (southern bluefin tuna)
Lineage: Eukaryota; Metazoa; Chordata; Actinopteri; Scombriformes; Scombridae
Product: PHD and RING finger domain-containing protein 1-like
Exons: 7
Coding region: 599-1372 (257 amino acids)
Source: RefSeq, a predicted model, not a curated record
AACCAGUUAGGACAUAACACCGGUGUAUCGAAGUCGGUUUGUCUCUCGAAUAAUGUUCCCCUACAGUUAAAAUAAGAGUUUCUCGCAGCUCCCUCCUCUGCAUUUAGGGUCAAGGUUAUGGUGAUUAGACGUAGCUGGUUGAGUUGUGGUUCGGUUAAGUUUGAGCAUUAUAAAAGACGACUUGUUAAGGAGGAUGGGCUUCUCACCGGAAGUUAGGUGAUUACGUUUAGCGUUCGGCGGAAGAAGUAUCGAACCACGAAGUUGUUCGCUAGCUAGCUGGAACCGAAGUUAACAUGCAAAUUAUCGUGAUUAAAUAAAGUAAGAUAUGCUGCAACACUAUCUAACUAAAUGCCGAAACAUGCCUGACAUUAUUGACUUAAUUCAAGGGCGUAUUCAGAAAAGACUGUUAUGCUAACUUAGCUAACUAGCUACUGUUGUUAGCUAUAAAACAGUUUCAUGCCUCAUCUGGUGACCCGCUUUUCACCCUGAUUUAAACGAAAUAUAACUUAUAUUUGGCACUUUUGGUCGUUAUUGUUGACAUUCUCUUAAAGUAAGAGCGUCACAAAACAUACACUUUUAGCCCAGUAAUAUCUGUAACAUGGAUAAGUCAGCUGUGUUAAACACAGACGGUGCAGAUGCAACAGUGGAUGCAGAUAAAUGUUAUAUCUGCCUGAGUUUCUUCAGAGAGCAGACUGUUGCCUCUCUGGACAACUGCCAGCAUGUGUUUUGUCUUGAAUGUAUUCUUCAGUGGUCCCAGACAGCCAACACCUGUCCGGUGGAUCGGAUCAGUUUUACUUUCAUCCAUCCUGGAGGCAACAUUCAAAAGAAGAUCAAAGUGAGGACGCACAAAAAGGAUGAUGAUGAAGAAGAAGAAGAAGAGGAGCGGAGCAGUGCUGUUAUCUGUGAGGAAUGUGGACGCAGCGACCGUAGGCACCGGCUGCUGGUGUGCAUCCACUGUGAUUCAGGGUAUCAUAUAGACUGCUUGACACCUUCAUUAAACACGGGCCCUGAAGGUGACUGGAUUUGUCCUGAUUGUACGGUCACUCCUCAUCAUACAGAUGGCUCAGUGGUAGAAGAAGAGAUCAGCGAUGGGGAACUAACAGACCUCUUAGCCGAAGUAGAUGAGACGCCGUCUACCAGCAGUCGCCUUCGGCCCUCCACCAUCAAUCAACCCAGCAGCUCCAGUGGACGACGACACAGCCAGAGGAUCCAGAGCAGAGCCAGCAGCAGUCCUGACCCUCGCCCCCAAACCUCCUGGCACGUACCUAAAUACUUGUUACGGGCAUCAAAGCCGUCAGUCGCAACAGAUGAAUCAGCUGCACCUCAACACAGCAAUUUAAAGACUAGAAAAAGAAGGAAACGUGCAACUUGAGCUGCUGGAAUACAGUUUAUAUCGUCACAAAAGCUGAAUGUGCUUCUGCCAGAAACGACCACAUGGUGGCAGCAUUGCGUUAGCAGUCAGACGUUAAGUUCUAAACAUAAACAUGAUAUGAAGGAAAUGAACUUGAACCAGGUGCUUUUUUUUGGUUUCUUUUAACAGUGACGUUGUUUGAUAUCCUUUGUAAAAACUGUUGUUGAAUGUUUCUGUUUUCACUUUCCUGAAACAGUAAGGCUGGUAAUAAUCUAUAUUUUUCUUAUUGUCAACAAAUCCUAUGAAAGUUAGUCUGUCCAUCAAAACUUUACCAAGUCUACUGGUUCUUCCUGAAGAUGUAAAUCUUUAAAAAUGGGUUAAAAAUAUAUAAAACAGCUUCUAAAAAUUACUUUUAAGAGGUUAUUUUUUGUAAAGGUGGCAAAUGUUCACGCAAAUACAAGUAAAUAGAGCAUUAGUUGAGGACUAUUUUCAGCCAUGGAUUAAUACACUUGGUUCUAGUGCGAAUUUGCUGCAGCAGGAUGGUCUAUGUGGGAUUGACUCAAAAUAAACUGCGGUUGCCAUCUUCAGCAUAAUGAAAGGACACGUCAGCCGCUGCAACAGCGUGACUCACUGUUGUGUUUUUAAUAAUUUUUGGACAACAAUGGAGCUCCAUAGCGCAGAGGAAUAAGAUAUAUCUGGCUGCAGCUACAAACGCUUGUCAGCAGGAACAAUUUAUUGUUGGUUUUUUGGGGGUUUUUGUUGGAUUUGUUGACAAUAAGAACAGUAUAGAAUAUCACCAGGCUUAUUUACUUUUAGUUGUCAUAUAAUCUGUGUAAAUAAAGUAUUAAUUGUUUGA